AUGCCCAUCAGCGAUGCGGAGCUUGAUGUUGCCUUGGAACUGGCGUUGCGGGCCGCUCAUGUCGCCGCAUCAAUCAUCGACAAGGCCAUCGAGGAACGUGGCAGCACACUGCUGGACAUUAGUGCAAAAGAUAACCCCGUCGAUCUCGUGACACAGUACGAUAAGCAGUGCGAAGAGGAGGUACUGGCGAUCCUCCGCACCGGCGCGCCACACUAUGAGAUCCUCAGUGAGGAGACGCACAGUGACACGGUGCUCGGCGAUGAACCCACGUGGAUCGUGGACCCGAUCGAUGGCACCACCAGCUUCAUUCACGGCCUCUUUGACUGCUCCGUUUCCAUCGCACUUGCGGUUGACAAGCAACCGGUCCUCGGCGUUGUGAGUGCACCGCGGCUGCAGGAAGUCUUCUCGGCGGUGCGAGGCCGUGGCGCAUGCUGCAACGGCCAGCGUAUCCACGUGUCGAAGAGGUGCAGCCUUCAAGAGUCUGUUGUAUUUCUGCACCAGGCGUACAACCGCAGUGAGGCGGCUGUCAACAGCAUCAUUGGAAUACAAAAGGAACUUGCCUGCCUCCCUGUCCACGCUAUUCGCAACAACGGCUCCGCGGCGCUUGAUAUGUGCUUCGUUGCGAGCGGUAGGGCAGAGCUGUACUUCGAGGUGGGUAUUCAGCCGUGGGACAUCGCUGCUGGCGCCAUUAUUGUUCGAGAAGCGGGUGGUGUGGUGCACAACAUUGACGACACGGAAUCGUUCGAUAUGAUGUCCCGGGGGUUCUGCUGCGCAAACUCGCUGGAGCUCUCAAAGGCGGGCAUUGAGCUCAGCAAGAAGUAUAAUUACAAGAGCGUGACAUUAGGGAAGUAG
Messenger RNA from Trypanosoma grayi, 852 nucleotides. Its product is annotated as myo-inositol-1(or 4)-monophosphatase 1. Gene Ontology annotation, molecular function: inositol monophosphate 1-phosphatase activity. Gene Ontology annotation, biological process: signal transduction; phosphatidylinositol phosphate biosynthetic process; inositol metabolic process. The record is from RefSeq and is a predicted model, not a curated record. The coding region runs from base 1 to 852 and encodes 283 amino acids. The transcript has a single exon. Lineage: Eukaryota; Euglenozoa; Kinetoplastea; Trypanosomatida; Trypanosomatidae.